Oryza sativa Japonica Group (Japanese rice) is the source of this 1605-nucleotide messenger RNA. Its product is annotated as putative F-box/LRR-repeat protein At3g44810. The record is from RefSeq and is a predicted model, not a curated record. Gene Ontology annotation, molecular function: protein binding. NCBI's taxonomy places the organism in Eukaryota, Viridiplantae, Streptophyta, Magnoliopsida, Poales, Poaceae.
AUGGCUAGGAUGAAGAAGAAGGGCGCGCUCUCUCGCCUCCGGACGGCGACGUCGCGCGCGGCCACCGUGGCUAGGCGGAAGGGUGUCGUCGUCGUCGGUCGCGCCGGGGACUGCGGCGGCGGCGGCGAGGACCGCAUCAGCGACCUCCCGGACGACCUGCUGCGCCUCGUCCUGCGCCGGCUCGACACCCGCACGGCGCUCGCCACGGGGGCGCUCUCCAGGCGCUGGGCCUCCCUCUGUCGCGGUCUCGACGCCCUCGACUUCCUCGUCAGCGACGUGCUCCCGCCGCGCUACCACCGGUGCCGCGACCACCUCCUCCUCCACCACCCCCACGCCACUAAAGGCAUCGACGCCGACGAUGCCAAGGUUGUCGCCGGCAGGUACGAGCGCCUCUCCAUGCGGAAAAUGGUGGCCUCCAUCGACAGCUUCCUCGACGCGGCGCCGGACGACGACGACCCCGAUCGACGGAGGAGGAUCACUAGGCUGAGGCUGGAGUUCAUCAUCAAUCACCACUCCGACAGCAUCAACCGCUUGAUCGCCACGGCCAUUGAUGCUUGGGGGGUCAAGGAUCUCGAGAUUCUUGCUGGGACGCCCGCGCAUCAGCUACGGCCGCUGGACCGCCUCCACAUCUUCCCUCACCAAGGUAUCUGCUCUGAUCCCCGCAGCUCCACUCUGACAAGCCUGACGCUGGCUAACUGCACGAUCCCGCCAUUGCAAGGGUUCCAAGCUCUGAGGAUCCUCGUCUUGCAGCAUCUGCCAAGCUCCACGCGUCCAGCAGACUACGAAUCGGUGUUCACUUCUUGCACACAGCUGCGAGUGCUGCACCUCAAAUCCUGCAUGUUCGAUGGCGUUCUACGGGUAAACGCUCCGUGUUCAUCGAUCGAGCAGCUUGUGUUCGACCACUGCGGCGGUGGCCUGAUCAUUCUCUACGCUCUUCCAAAGCUCGAGGAGAUGGCCGUGGUGCAGACCUGCGUAUGGUUCCAGCGUGGCUCCAUGCCAUGCCUCAAACGCCUGAACCUCAUCUUUCGAUACAAGCAUGAUCAUCACUCCACCUCCAUGCCUUGGGGCAUGAACCUGAUGCAGAUUGCUGAGUACACCCCAGAAAUAACAGAGCUGUUCCUGGAGUUCACCGGACGCGGGGCGGCGACGAUGGAUGCGCCGCCAUCAUCGCCAUUGCCGUCGCUGCCAAACCUCCGAAAGCUCGUGGUCGUCGUGCCAUCGUCGUGGGACGUCUCAUGGCCGCGCCUCCUCUUGGAGGUGGCGCCAUGCCUUGAGAUCCUCCACGUCCAUGUCGCCGCCUGCGAGGACGAGCCCCGCGGCGAGAUCUCGUGGCGGCGAUGCGAGUCGCGACACAGGAAGCUGAAGGAGUUGGGGAUGAGUGGCUUCGAGGGGACGGGAAGGCAGGUUUACUUUGUUAACUUUGUGAUGGAGGUAUCAUUAGCUCUGAAGUCUGUGAGUCUGUGCAAAUAUGCAGGUGUUUACUGGGACUACGACAUUGUUCGUGAAGAUCGUCGUUGGAGCAGUGACGACAGAGCUGAUGUACUGAAGCAGAUCGGUGAGAGAGUUUCUUGCACAGAUAUUCCGGUUCAGUUAGUCCGGGAGUGA